AUGAGCAUUUGUACGCUUGUGUUAAAUAUUGCAAUCGACGGGUUACCGAUCUUCAAAAGCAGUAAAUUGCAAUUUUGGCCCAUACUUAUUAACAUUCAUGAAAUGCCAGAAGUACCAGUUAUGAAAGUUGCUAUAUACUGCGGACCAACAAAACCAGCAAGUAUCGAACACUUUCUUCGUCCUUUCGUGGACGAACUAAACUUCCUAAUGAAGAAUGGAGUAAUGGUUCAAAAUGAGAAGUUUAAUAUACAACUACGUGCCAUUAUAGCUGAUUCUCCUGCUCGUGCGCAUAUCAAAGGACAGAGUAUGCGAAGAAGAGUUGCGUUCCCGGAUCAAAUUGCUCCAAAUCGUACUGACGAGGGAUUUAGAAUUCGAGUGUGUAAGGACCAUCAUAAGUCUUGGUGUUGUCUCCUGCGAUCGUCUACACCUAAUUGA
Molecule: messenger RNA, 435 nt
Organism: Anopheles moucheti
Lineage: Eukaryota; Metazoa; Arthropoda; Insecta; Diptera; Culicidae
Exons: 4
Coding region: 1-435 (144 amino acids)
Source: RefSeq, a predicted model, not a curated record